This is a messenger RNA of Phanerochaete carnosa HHB-10118-sp, 1897 nucleotides long. RefSeq lists its product as uncharacterized. The record is from RefSeq and is a predicted model, not a curated record. The transcript has 8 exons. NCBI's taxonomy places the organism in Eukaryota, Fungi, Basidiomycota, Agaricomycetes, Polyporales, Phanerochaetaceae. The coding region runs from base 88 to 1740 and encodes 550 amino acids. Gene Ontology annotation, molecular function: heme binding; oxidoreductase activity, acting on paired donors, with incorporation or reduction of molecular oxygen; iron ion binding.
CGGCUUGUGCGUACAUCAUCACACCCAUCCCGUGUAUAUAAGCAUCAUCCCCGUCUACCUGAACCUCAUCAACAAACAACAGUUACUAUGAGUUACAUGCUUGGCGUAUACGUUGUCGUCGCCUUCGUCGCCCUCGUCCUCUACAAACUCGUGCUGCACGUAUGGAGUAUAAGCACGACGCCUCUCCGACACCUCCCUGGGCCGCCGAGCAAGAGUCUGUUGUGGGGGAACAACGAGACGAUAAAGAAGGAAGAGCAUUCGGUGGUUCAGGAGCGAUGGGCCGCGGAGUACGGGCAGACCAUCGCCUACCAAGGCGCCUUUGGCAGAUGGCAUCUGUGGACGAUGGAUCCCCGCGCGCUGCAUCACGUCCUGACGCAUCCUGCCGUCUACAAACGUUCGGUGGCCUCUAGAUUUGUGCUAUCCCGCCUCCUCGGCCCAGGCCUCCUCGUGACCGAAGACGAACAGCACAAGCAGCAGCGCCGCGUGCUGAGCCCCGCCUUCGGUCCCGCGCAGGUGCGCGCGCUCACCGAGGUCUUCGUCGACAAGUCGAACGAGCUGCGGGACUGCCUGCUCGCGGAGGUGUCCAGGGCCGGCGACGGCGCGUCGGCGCGCGUCGACGCGAACGCGUGGCUCACCCGCGCGACGCUCGACAUCAUCGGCCUCGCGGGCUUCGGCCACGACUUUGCGUCGCUGACCCCCGCCGGGCGCGAGAACGAGCUGGGCGGGGCGAUGGCGACGCUCUUCACCGCGCCACACGCGCAGAAUGGACGCAGCGGCCGCUUCGUGUCGUUCCUCCAGGCGACCUUUCCGUUGUUGCGGCUCUUUAAAACGGAGGGUAACCGCAGGAGCGAGCGGGCGCAGGCGGCCAUGCGCCGCAUCGGCAUGCGGCUCAUCGCAGAGAAGAAGGCUGCGAUCUUGGAAGAGAAGGGCAGUGGCGGCGGAGGCGGCGUCGAGCGCAAGGACAUCACGGAGCGCGACCUGCUCACGCUCCUCAUCCGCGCGAACAUGGCGACGGACAUCCCCGAGAGCCAGCGGCUGACGGACGACGAGGUCCUUGCGCAGGUCCCGACGUUCAUCGUCGCCGGGCACGAGACGACGAGCACGGCGACGACGUGGGCGCUGUUUGCGCUCGCGCAGCGGCCUCACGUCCAGAGCAAGCUGCGUGAGGAGCUGUUGGGGUCGCCCACGGACAGCCCGACGAUGGACGAGCUGAACGCGCUGCCGUACCUGGACGCGGUCGUGCGCGAGACGCUGCGGUUCCACUCGCCCGUGCCGAAGCUGCGGCGCGAGGUCUUCAGGGACGACGUCAUCCCCGUCGACACGCCGUACACGGACAGGCACGGCCGGGUGCGCUCGUACAUCGAGAUCAGGAAGGGCGACACCGUGAACAUCCCCAUCCUGGCCAUCAACAGGCGCAAGGAGCUCUGGGGCGAGGACGCGCAUGAGUUCAGGCCUGAGCGUUGGGAGAACAUACCGGAGGCGGCGGGGAGCGUGCCCGGCGUGUGGGCCAACCUGCUUACGUUCUCUGGCGGCCACCGCGCAUGCAUCGGUUUCCGUUUCUCUAUCGUCGAGACAAAAGCGCUGCUCUUCGCACUCAUCCGUGGGUUCGAGUUCGAGCUCGCGGUCCCUGCUGGGGACAUCGAGAAGCGAAGUGCUGUCGUCACGCACCCCGUCGUCGUCGGCCCCGACGGCAAGGCCAAGAGGUCGCUGCCGGUGAUCAUCAAGCCAGUCAGGGCGUAAAGUUUGGCAUUCUCUGUUUGGAAGAUUGGUUGUUUAGAUUGCAAUGGCCAGCAUUGGGUAACUUGCGCGCGAGAUUAUCUAGAAUAGGGCACAUGUACUUGGAGUGAUAUUGUAUACAACCAUCGUCCGUGACAUUAGUUUAUUCGGUCAGCAGCGA